AUACUCCUCAACAAAUGUGAGGAGCAUAGUCACAGUCUUGGAUAUCAUUGGAACCCACUUAAAUGUGCUGUAGUCGCUCCCAGUUCCGAUACAUCCUCUUACUCUCUAUAUGGUACUAGCAUUUCACGUCAGACAUCAUUCUCGUACCUAGGUAUCCCCAUUGGCCCAGGUGGACACUUACUUACCAACGAUCUAAUUCAGAACAAUACCAACAAAGCCUUACACACUAUGAACACCAUGUCAGCUAUUGGCGUCAAUCAUAAAGGUUUCAAUCAGCUCCUAUCAACACGCUUCUACACCCAAAUUGUGCGCACCCAACUGGAAUACGGUCUUGCCAUCAGCUCAUUUUCAUCACCCCAAAUAAAGAAAAUCGAGGAAUGCCAAACAGAAUGUAUAAGACGAAUUUUUGGAGGAAAUUCCCGUUCAUCAACCAAGGUCAUGUUACAUCUGACCAACCUUCCAUCCAUGAAAGAGCGUGUUCACCGCCUACAAGGAAAGUUCUUAUUAAGGUCCAUCAAUGGUCCCAGGGAUAUCCUGUUAUCGCAGUUUUUACCAUACUUACGUGCUUCAGCUAGUCUGUCUCAUUGGUACAAGCUCUCCAAAACUCCCCUCUGGCAACGCUGCUGCAACUUUCAUAACCCUGACCGCAUCGAUACUCGUGUGUUCAAUACUACCUAUCAUGAACUUCGUGUCGAAAACCUUCAAACACAACGCCAAGCUAACAAUUCGGUUCUCCUCUCCUCUUGUCGCCCUUUUCAUGGUGUUGAUCCAACUCUUUGGCUACCUAUGACUCCCGUGGAACGCAGUCGAGUUAUACGUUGGCGUCUCGGUUGGUUACCUGGUGGGGUUCCAAAACCGUGCAUACAUCACCCUAAUGUCAUGUUUACCCGCAAACACUCAAUAAUAUGCCUUCACAUGCACCGUCGAUUACAAAUGCCCUGCACAGUAAAUGACCCAAUAUCAUUUCUUCUCAGCAUGCUUCCAACCAUAAAAACACGUAACAAACAAAAUAUUCAACGCUUCUCCAGCUGGAAAAUUCGAUGGCCCGCACUAUAUCAAAUCCUAUUCGAACUUGAUUAUCUACAUCAUGAUAAGACCCCCCCCAGAAACUCCCACUCUUGGUAA
This is a messenger RNA of Mycotypha africana, 1125 nucleotides long. RefSeq lists its product as uncharacterized. The record is from RefSeq and is a predicted model, not a curated record. The transcript has a single exon. The annotation marks the transcript as partial. Lineage: Eukaryota; Fungi; Mucoromycota; Mucoromycetes; Mucorales; Mycotyphaceae.